This is a messenger RNA of Macadamia integrifolia, 1905 nucleotides long. Its product is annotated as GDSL esterase/lipase At4g10955-like. Bases 693 to 1787 code for a protein of 364 amino acids. The transcript has 3 exons. NCBI's taxonomy places the organism in Eukaryota, Viridiplantae, Streptophyta, Magnoliopsida, Proteales, Proteaceae. Gene Ontology annotation, biological process: lipid metabolic process. The record is from RefSeq and is a predicted model, not a curated record.
ACUUUGACUCAUCUUUCUGAUACAGUAUGCUCUGAUAUUCUCCUCUCCAUUUCUUACAGGAAUAAAUUGUUGGUGGGCAUCUUUUUCUAGAAGAUAGGAACAUUUUAUUUUACUUCAUCUCCUCUUCUUGGAAAAAAAAAAAUUUUUCUUAAAGUUUCAUAUGCUAAUUGUUAUAAUGAGUUAAUUUAGACCAGGAGUGUUCCCCAAUUGAGGAUCUAGGUCCCAAAAGUGAGUCCCCCUGUUCCAUGUGGGUGGUUAUAGCUAUUUGGAUUAACAAAAAAAAAAGUUAAGAAUAUUUGGACAUAAUAAGAUUAGUUUUGAGUCUCCUCAACUUGUACAGUUUUGAGCCUAUGGAUUAUAUAAUUCAACCACUGCUUGUGGAGAGCUUGAAUUGGUUGGGGUUGGCAAGUGCUAAGAAUUACAGCACAAAAUGCUAUUAGGUUUAAUAAUAUCAUUGGACAUGUUGGCUGAACAUUGUCUAUAGUUAUAUCUGUAUAGUAACAAAGGAGGCUUUCAUUUGUGAUAAAAUACAAGGAUACAAAUCUCAUAGUUCAAAACCUUCAUUAUUAGACCUGUGUAGCUAGUACAGUAGAGAGAGAGAGAGAGAGAGAGAGAGGUGGUAAUUUCUAAUCUUCAUUGUUUCUAGUUCUGUAUCAAGCUCAUUGAACACAUCAAAUAUCAGAUUCAACAAUAUGCCUUCAAUGCAUAUCUUUCAACUCAUAAAAGGAAGAAGGAAAGCAGAAGACAGAGGGCAGGUAAAGGUCUCCGACAAGGACAUCUUCAGCUGUUCAGGACCUUCACACCUCACAACUGUUGAUUGGAAUAAUGCAGAUCACCAUAGAUGUGUUGCAUCAAGCUUGGUAAAUGGUGUCUAUGUUUUAGAGCGAGACUACAAGAAGAAUCGUAAUGGACCUCAAUCUCUUGCUCCACCCUGGUGGGAGUUCUUCCAUUUUCAGUUGCAUCGUCGGAUCAUGGAUGAUAGCUCCAUCUUUGGAGCCGUUUAUGAAUUCAAUCCCCCAGCUUCUACUUCUCACCUCUCAAUCCAUCAGGCCCCAAGAUAUGUCAUCGCCUUCCGAGGCCCAAUCCUCAAGACAGGCUCCUUCACAUCUGACCUAAAAUCAAAUAUACAUAUGGUCAAUGAUGGGAAUGCAGCCCCACGCUUUGAGAUUGCAGUACAAACCAUCCAGGAAAUAUUCUCUGAACAUGGAGCUUCAAAUAUGUGGUUAGCUGGUCAUUCUUUAGGCUCUGCCUUGGCAAUGCUGGUUGGCAAGAAUAUGGCCAAGGCAGGCGUUUAUCUCCCAGCUUUCCUCUUUAAUCCAUCAAACUUUUCUACUCCAAUUGAGUGGAUCAAAGAUGAGAAACUGAAAAUUUUGAUCCGAGUCACAGUAAGUCUUAUCACCGCCGGACUCACUAUUGCCCGAAAGGAUCCACACCGGUGGUCAGCAUCAGAGGAUGCAUUCGUUGCGUUGUUUUCAUGGAUCCCAAGUUUGUUUGUCAAUCCAUCAGAUCCCAACAGCUCAGAGUAUAUUGGUUAUUUUGAGCACAGGAAAGAGAUGGAAAAGAUUGGAGCCAAGAGAAUUGGAGAAAUAGCUACCCAGAAUUCCAUCCCCAGUCUUCUGUUUGGGAAGACAGAAUCAGAACCUUUGCACAUCCUCCCUUCUGCAAAACUUAUCAUUAACAAGAGCUCAUCAUCAAAUUCUAUACUGGUAGCUCAUCAGAUCUGCCAGUGGUGGAGCAAAGACAUGGUUUUGGACACAAAGAUAUACCAAUACAGAUCAGGGAAUUGAAAGUCCCUAUGUAUUUCUGGUUAAUGUACUUUGAUAAGAACCUAAUAAUUAUUAGCUGUAACCUGUAUCAAGGUACCCCCCCCCCAAAAAAAAUAAAAAAUAAAUAAAUAAAAAUAAA